ACAGUUGUAUCCAUAGCCUUUUGAUUCGCACACUCCCACUUGCAUUCUACUAUUAUAUACACCCAAGACUCUCCUAAACGUAUAGUAUAUAAUAUCCCAAAGCAUAUACUCCUCAAUCAUAGUACUAUUCCCUUGUCUUUCACGUUACGAUUAUAUCAUACUCCCCACACCCAAUUCCUACCUUUCUUUAACCAGUCAGAAGACGACUUUACCCUUCACCGAAUCCCCCGCCCACCACCCGCCGGCGAAAAACCAUGCUCCGCCGGCGCCCCCUCCUCGCCGCCGUCUUCUCUCUCUGCCUCCUGACCUCCUCCCUCUCCUUCCCCUUCCCAACCCCCAAACCCAAGCGCAAAAUCAACGGGCCCAUCAAAACCCUAGUCGUCGUAGUCAUGGAAAACCGCUCCUUCGACCACGUCCUCGGGUGGCUCAAGAAGACCCGGCCUGACAUCGACGGGCUCACCGGGAAGGAAUCCAACCGGAUGAACGCCUCCGAUCCGGACUCCCCGGAAGUAUUCGUCUCCGACGACGCCGUCUUCAUCGACUCCGACCCGGGCCACUCCAUUCAGGCGAUCCGGGAGCAGAUAUUCGGGUCGAACGACUCGUCUCUGAACCCGGCGCCGAUGAACGGCUUCGUCCAGCAGGCGUUCAACAUGGAAGUCGAGGGCAUGGCGAGGACCGUCAUGAGCGGGUUCAAGCCGGAGCUGGUACCGGUCUACACCGAGUUGGCCAACGAGUUCGCCGUGUUCGACCGGUGGUUCGCGUCCGUCCCCGCGUCGACCCAGCCCAACCGGUUCUACGUCCACUCGGCCACCUCCCACGGCGCCUCCAGCAACGUCAGAAAAGAUUUAAUCCAUGGGUUUCCUCAAAAAACCAUAUUUGAUUCUUUGGACGAGAAUGGCCUCAGCUUCGGGAUUUAUUACCAAAACAUCCCCGCCUCUCUGUUCUUCAAGAGCCUGAGGAAGCUGAAGCACGUGACGAAAUUCCACAGCUACAGUUUGAAGUUCAAGGCGGAUGCCAAGAAGGGCAAGCUUCCUAACUACGUGGUGCUGGAGCAGAGGUACUUCGACGUGGAGCUGUCGCCGGCGAACGACGACCACCCGUCACACGACGUGGCGGUCGGGCAGAGGUUCGUGAAGGAGGUGUACGAGACGCUGAGGGGCAGCCCGCAGUGGGAAGAGAUGGCCUUGCUCAUUACUUAUGAUGAGCAUGGUGGGUUUUAUGAUCACGUGCCUACCCCUGUGUCUGGGGUUCCUAACCCGGAUGGGAUUGUUGGGCCUGACCCGUUUUACUUCGGGUUUGACCGGUUGGGGGUUCGGGUUCCGACGAUAUUGAUCUCCCCUUGGGUUGAUAAGGGCACAGUAAUCCAUGAGCCAAGUGGGCCAACUCCAGAUUCACAGUUCGAGCAUUCUUCUAUUCCUGCAACUGUUAAGAAGCUUUUCAAGCUGAAAUCAAACUUCCUGACCAAAAGAGAUGCAUGGGCUGGAACUUUUGAGAACUACUUCAAGCUUCGCCAGACUCCUCGCGAUGAUUGUCCAGAAACGCUCCCUGAAGUUAAGAUAUCACUUAGGCCACACGGACCAAAGGAAGAUGAGAAACUCUCCGAGUUCCAAGUUGAGUUGAUCCAACUUGCAUCCCAGCUAGUUGGUGAUUAUGUACUCAACACAUACCCCAAUAUGGGAAAAAGCAUGACCGUGGGUGAAGCUAACCGUUACGCCGAGAAUGCAGUUGAGAGGUUCUUGGAAGCCGGGAGGGCGGCUCUGAGAGCUGGAGCCAAUGAAUCUGCUAUCGUCACAAUGAGACCGUCCCUCACUACCAGAACUUCAGCAGAGAGUAUAGCAACUGCUUGAAACAUAUACAUACCACCCUCUUCAGAUGCUGGUUAGUGAGACCUUCAGCAGAGAGAGUAUAGCAACUGCUCGAAACCUAUCCCUACCUCUUCAGAUGCUGGUUUCUGUAAUUGAAUGUCUAUAUAGAUGCAUGUAAAUAUUGGGUCUUAUUUGAACUUGUUGAGGCGAGAGCGCAUGGCUGUCCCGUUAAUGUUUCACUUGAAACACCAUGCUCAUUGUUGGGGUUCGAAUCAUAGCCUCCCCUUCCCUGUCCUGUAGGUUUAAAAUUAGUGACGAUAUUUUACCUUCUUUUCUUUUUUUGUAUACCUUCUUAAGGUGUAAAGAAGACCUGUUGGCCUCUUACCAUUCUCUAGUCGUCAUGAUCAUGGGUAAACCUCCGUGUACUAUAAUGUGAUAUAAAGUGCGAUCUACAUUGAGCAA
Messenger RNA from Rhododendron vialii, 2267 nucleotides. RefSeq names its product non-specific phospholipase C1. Lineage: Eukaryota; Viridiplantae; Streptophyta; Magnoliopsida; Ericales; Ericaceae. Bases 255 to 1847 code for a protein of 530 amino acids. Gene Ontology annotation, biological process: phospholipid catabolic process. The transcript has 3 exons. Gene Ontology annotation, molecular function: hydrolase activity, acting on ester bonds. The record is from RefSeq and is a predicted model, not a curated record.